AUGCCUAUUGGACAAGAUUGCCAUGAAAUGUGGAGCAAGAAAAGGCGUCGUAUGCUUCGACAGGAGCAAGCGCGGAAACUCUCUUCUGUGGCUUUGCAAAAUCGUCCGCAAGAGGGAGUUGUCAAUCAACAUGACAUAUGCUUAAAACCUCUCUCAAAUUCAACUUCUCUUACUGAUGAAACCCGGCGGCAAACGGAAGAGUCAUUAAAUCCUCUAAUAAGAAGCGAUGCUCUUUCUGCUUCUUGUUCUAUGCUGCAUAAAUCCAGUGAACAUAUUGUUCGAAAGACGUCUAUGCAUGCUGUUGGAAAUGGAAUACAUACCCAACUUCCUUCUACUAUUAACAUUUCCAGUCUCAGUGGGCCUUCUACUUCCCUUAGACAGCAAACUACCGAAUCGGAUCUUACCUCUUCCGAAAGGCAGCAAAUUGAAAAUUCUCCUAGUAAGGAAGAUCCUAACAUGGAGGACACAUCUGAUAACGAUACUGAUGCUAGUAUUGUUGCCCUAUUAGCCACAUUAAAGCAGGCAAACAAUGAUCAGUUAAAGAACUCUAUUGUGCAAACGUUGCGUCAAAACCCUCAGAUAAUUGAGGGCCUCCGUGCCCAAUUUGACAGUGAUGAUCCCGAGCUCGCUGAAUUGGCUAGUCUCGUAAAUGCCCUAAUUAGUUGGGCACAAGCUGAUGGAUUAGAUCCCUCUUCCAAUUCAAAUGAUGCAUCUAUUCAAACGACUAGGUUUGAAAACGGAGUGAUCUCUGGAUCUAUGUCUACUCAGACAGGCUGUGGAAAACCAGGAAGCAAACUUGGUAACCGGCCUAACUACAGAGAUGUUUGA
This is a messenger RNA of Protopolystoma xenopodis, 828 nucleotides long. The record is from the annotation of a GenBank genome assembly. NCBI's taxonomy places the organism in Eukaryota, Metazoa, Platyhelminthes, Monogenea, Polystomatidea, Polystomatidae.